AUGUGUAUAGACUUCAGGAAGUUGAAUGCGGUCACAAGGAAGGAUCAUUUCCCAUUACCAUUCAUCAAUGAGAUGCUUGAGCGAUUGGCAAGAUCGAAAGUAACAGUUUUCUCUGAUCAUGCAACCUUGAAAUACCUUUUGGCAAAGAAGGAGUCCAAACCAAGACUCAUUCGUUGGAUACUCCUGCUGCAAGAAUAUGACUGGGAGAUCAAAGAUCGAAAGAGGGUGGAUAAUUCAGUGGCAGACCAUUUGAGCCGAUUGAUUCGAGAAGAAGGGAGAGUGCCCAUAUUUGAGAUAUUUUUAGACGAACACUUGUUUCAAUUUAGAGGUGAGGAACCCUAUUAUGCUGAUAUUGUUAACUUUCUGUUUGGAGCGAAUGGUGUUAUUCGCAAGGUGGGUGAUGCCUAUCAGAUAACACCUCCAGGAGAUAGUGUGCCCCAACCCCGGGUCCCUCUUAUUGAGCCCACCUCAGAGACUGGUCAGGAAGGUCCUUCCUUCUCCACUGCUCCAUUCUCUUGGGACACCCAAUUCUGUACUCUGCAGAAUUCCAUUCAUGAGUUGGGCGACCGAGUUGAGCGUUUGGAUGAUUGCCUCGCAGCCUUGCAGGACAUGUUUGCAGCUGGAACUGAUACCACUCAUACAGUCAUGGAAUGGGUGAUGUUAGAGCUUCUAAGAGACCCCAAGGUCAUGGAGAAAUUGCAAAAUGAGGUCAGAGCUAUAGGCCAAGGAAAAUCAGAGAUAACUGAGGAUGAUUUUGACAAAAUGCAGUGUUUAAAGCUAGUAAUUAAGGAAACUCUGCGGCUUCAUUUCCCAGUUCCAUUUCUAGUUCCUCGAGAAUCAACUCGAGACAUCAACGUAAUGGGGUAUGACAUACCAAUUCGAACACGACUAAUCGUUAACGCAUGGGCGGCAAUUGGAAGAGACCCUUUGCUUUGGGAGAAGCCCGAGGAAUUUCAGCCAGAGAGAUUUCUGAAUGUUGGUCUAGAUUUUCAAACAAAAUUACGGCGCAAAUUUGCCUUUGCCUUGCUUGAUGGAGGAAAACUAGAGGACAUGGACAUGACUGAAGCUGGUGGCAUCGAUGUGCAUAGAAAACUUCCUAUACUUGUUGUUGCCACUCCAUAUUCUCCUUAG
Messenger RNA from Coffea eugenioides, 1131 nucleotides. Its product is annotated as psoralen synthase-like. NCBI's taxonomy places the organism in Eukaryota, Viridiplantae, Streptophyta, Magnoliopsida, Gentianales, Rubiaceae. Gene Ontology annotation, molecular function: oxidoreductase activity, acting on paired donors, with incorporation or reduction of molecular oxygen; heme binding; monooxygenase activity. The record is from RefSeq and is a predicted model, not a curated record. Bases 1 to 1131 code for a protein of 376 amino acids. The transcript has 5 exons.